Messenger RNA from Balearica regulorum gibbericeps (East African grey crowned-crane), 311 nucleotides. NCBI's taxonomy places the organism in Eukaryota, Metazoa, Chordata, Aves, Gruiformes, Gruidae. The record is from RefSeq and is a predicted model, not a curated record.
CCACCAAAGUUCUUGGCACAGUCAAGUGGUUCAAUGUCAGAAAUGGAUAUGGCUUUAUCAACAGAAAUGAUACCAAAGAAGAUGUGUUUGUUCAUCAGACAGCAAUAAAGAAAAACAACCCACGGAAAUAUCUGCGCAGUGUUGGUGAUGGAGAGACUGUAGAAUUUGAUGUGGUCGAGGGAGAGAAGGGUGCAGAAGCAGCUAAUGUCACUGGUCCAGAUGGAGUCCCUGUAGAAGGCAGCCGAUAUGCUGCAGACCGGCGCCGCUAUCGACGUGGCUAUUUUGGCCGGCGCCGUGGACCACCUCGAAGU